Rhizopus microsporus ATCC 52813 is the source of this 1743-nucleotide messenger RNA. RefSeq names its product MFS peptide transporter. Gene Ontology annotation, molecular function: dipeptide transmembrane transporter activity; tripeptide transmembrane transporter activity. Bases 14 to 1711 code for a protein of 565 amino acids. Gene Ontology annotation, cellular component: plasma membrane; fungal-type vacuole. Gene Ontology annotation, biological process: oligopeptide transport; transmembrane transport. Lineage: Eukaryota; Fungi; Mucoromycota; Mucoromycetes; Mucorales; Rhizopodaceae. The transcript is spliced from 2 exons. The record is from RefSeq and is a predicted model, not a curated record.
ACCUCAAUUCAUCAUGAAUGAAGAAAAGCAAGAUUCAAUUAUAGAAACAAAUUCAAAACACAACGACUUCUUUGAGACAUAUAAUGAAGAAUAUCCUGAGCCUACAGAAGAAGAUUGGAAGAGCUUACCCGAAGUAUCCGAUGCAAUUCCAAAAACAGCCUUUCUUGUCAUCUUGAUUGAGUUCUGUGAACGAUUCACGUACUAUGGGUUAAGUGGACCCUUCCAAAAUUAUAUUCAAAAUCCUCCUCCACCAUCAUAUCCCGCUAGUUUACCCGGUGCAAUGGGCAAAGGACAACAAACGGCGACAGCUUUGAAUACCUUCUUCACCUUUUGGUGUUACAUCACUCCUAUCCUUGGCGCUGUUAUAGCCGAUCAGUUCUGGGGAAAAUACAGAACCAUCCUUGUCUUUUCCAUCAUUUAUCUUCUCGGACUGACCAUUUUGACACUCACAUCCAUUCCACCAGCAAUUGCAUCUGGUGCCUCAUUCCCAGGCUACAUCGUUGCGAUCAUUAUCGUUGGCCUCGGUACAGGCGGUAUCAAAUCGAAUGUAUCACCUUUGGUUGCUGAACAAUAUCGCAGCAAAUCUGCCUACGUGAAGACAUUGAAGAAUGGCAAACGAGUGAUUGUGACGCCUCAAGCGACGUACCAAAAGAUCUUCAACUUCUUUUACUGGGGCAUCAACAUUGGUUCACUUUCUGCUAUUGCCACAACCGAAUUAGAAAAGAAUGUCGGGUUCUGGCCUGCCUUUGUCUUACCUACGCUUAUGUUUAUUCCAUGCAUCAUCGUUGUCAUUUUGGGCCGUAAUCAAUACAUUCAAAACCCACCACGUGGUUCAGUCUUUAUCGAAGCCGGUCGACUCUUUUGGCUCAGCUGGAAGGUCAAGGGCGGCAUUGACGCAUGCAAGCCUUCAAACCUGGCUCGUGAAUAUCCCGAGUAUGCAAUCAAAGCGACAUGGGAUGAUGUCUUUGUAGAUGAACUCAAACGUACUUUGAAGGCCUGUGUCAUCUUUUGCUGGUUUCCAAUCUAUUGGCUAUGCUAUUCCCAGAUGACAAACAACUUGGUGUCAAUGGCUGGCACCAUGCUCACGGGCAACGUUCCAAAUGAUAUCAUGCAAAAUAUCGAUCCUAUUGCUCUCAUCAUCAUCAUCCCCAUCAUGGAUUCUGUCGUAUACCCUGGCCUUCGUCGUCUCGGUCUUCCCAUGCGACCUAUCGCACGUAUCACAUGCGGCUUCUUCUUUGCUGCUGCUGCCAUGGGAUACACUGCUGGUAUUCAGUCCAUGGUCUACAAGUCUGCUCCUUAUUACGAUCAUCCCGAAGGUAGACAAAACUGGAUAUCAGCCGCCUAUCUCAUUCCUUCGUACGUACUCAUUGCCAUCUCUGAAAUAUUUGCUUCGAUUACCGGUAUGGAAUACGCUUACAAAAAGGCACCUCAGUCAAUGAAGUCCAUCGUCAUGGCUCUCUUCUUGCUCACUAAUUGCUUUGCUUCCAUUCUUGCAUUUGCCCUCGUUUCUGUCGCGGUGGAUCCUAAACUCGAGUGGAUGUACACGGGUAUCAGUGCUGCCAUGUUCUUUUGUACAAUCAUGUUUUAUAUUUGCCAUCACAAGGCAGAUGAUACAGACGUUGAAGAAGAUGCAAUCGUUCGUGAUAAUAUGGCACAAAAGGCAACGAGUGAUGAAAUUGUGGCAGAAUAUGAAUUAGAAAGGAAUCGAUAAUGUAUAAAAAAGCAUUCUGUGUAUAAAUCUAU